CCCUUCUCUCUCUCUCUCUCUCUCUCUCUCUCUCUCACACUCUGCUCACUUCGCCACUUUUACUGAUCCCUUGAUCUCAUUUAUUACAUUUUCACCUGCUUAUACCAUUAUUUUCAUUUUCAGUUCUCAAUUUUCGACAACUUUGGUUACUUAAUCGAAUAAUCAGUUUCAGAGUUUCUUUAAUUUCGCAUUCAUCUCUUUAUCGUCGUUUUCGUAUUAUUGUUUUCAUUCAGAAUGGCGUCUUCGAUGCUCUCUCUAACUUCUGCCUCUCCGUCACCAUCAGCUUCGCUAUCUACCCAGGAAUCUCUCAAGGGAAAGUUGAAGCUUCGGAGUUCCGGUUUGAGCUUCACCAAGGAAAAAAUCAAUCCUUUUGCAAAUGGAAAAUCUUUUGGCCGGGUGUCUAUGGUGGCUGCCGUUAACGCUUCUCGAUUUGACGGCAUAGCAAUGGCUCCACCUGAUCCAAUUCUUGGAGUUUCUGAAGCAUUCAAAGCGGACACAAACGCUCUCAAGCUUAACCUCGGAGUCGGGGCCUAUCGGACUGAGGAACUUCAGCCGUACGUGCUUGAUGUUGUUAAGAAGGCAGAGAAUCUUAUGCUUGAGAGAGGGGAAAACAAAGAGUAUCUUCCAAUAGAAGGUUUGGCAGCAUUCAAUAAGGUGACUGCGGAGUUAUUAUUUGGAGCAGACAACCCUGUGAUAAAAGAACAGAAAGUAGCAACUGUUCAAGGACUUUCGGGAACUGGAUCUCUUCGUCUUGCUGCAGCUCUUAUAGAAAGAUAUUUUCCUGGGGCUAAAGUUCUGAUAUCAUCUCCAACUUGGGGUAACCACAAGAAUAUUUUCAAUGAUGCUAGGGUUCCAUGGUCUGAAUACCGAUACUAUGAUCCUAAAACAGUUGGUUUGGAUUUUGAGGGUAUGAUAGCUGACAUAAAGGCCGCCCCCGAAGGGUCAUUUGUGCUGCUUCAUGGCUGUGCUCACAACCCAACUGGCAUCGAUCCUACCCCUGAGCAGUGGGAGAAAAUCGCUGAUGUCAUUCAAGAAAAGAACCAUAUUCCAUUUUUUGAUGUUGCAUACCAGGGAUUUGCAAGUGGAAGCCUUGAUGCUGAUGCAGCAUCAGUGAGGUCAUUUGCUGCACGAGGUAUGGAGCUUUUUGUUGCUCAGUCAUACAGUAAAAAUCUGGGUCUUUAUGCUGAAAGGAUUGGAGCAAUGAAUGUUGUCUGCACUUCAGCAGAUGCAGCAGCAAGAGUGAAAAGCCAGCUGAAGAGGCUUGCUCGACCUAUGUACUCAAAUCCUCCUAUUCAUGGGGCUCGGAUUGUUGCUAAUGUUGUUGGGGAUCCAGUUCUUUUUAAUGAAUGGAAAGCAGAGAUGGAACUGAUGGCUGGAAGAAUAAAGAAUGUAAGGCAGAAACUAUAUGAUAGCCUGUGCGCGAAAGACAAGAGCGGGAAGGAUUGGUCAUUCAUACUCAAGCAGAUCGGCAUGUUUUCAUUCACAGGAUUGAACGAAGCUCAGAGUGACAAGAUGACAAAUAAGUGGCAUGUAUACAUGACAAAGGAUGGAAGGAUAUCCUUGGCUGGCUUAUCUUUGGCCAAAUGUGAAUACCUCGCAGAUGCAAUCAUUGAUUCGUUCCACAAUGUCAGUUGAAAUCAAUAUCAUUGCGAUGGAGAUUAGAAGCAAACUCCAAAGGGAUUUUUGGCGACCCUGCUGUUCAACAAUGUAUUGUUUUAGUAAGGUUUCAUGAAAAUCUUGUAAUAACUCGUGCUUAUCUCAUGUUGGAAAUUUUUUAUUGUGAAUUUCACUACAGCCAAGCUGUCGAAUUUAUUUCUUUGAGAGAGGAAGUUAACUUGAGAAUUUUGUAUGUUUAAUGAUCUUUUAUGUGCUAUUAGUAAAAUCCA
Molecule: messenger RNA, 1886 nt
Organism: Morus notabilis
Lineage: Eukaryota; Viridiplantae; Streptophyta; Magnoliopsida; Rosales; Moraceae
Product: aspartate aminotransferase, chloroplastic
Exons: 11
Coding region: 235-1635 (466 amino acids)
Biological process (GO): amino acid metabolic process; biosynthetic process
Molecular function (GO): transaminase activity; pyridoxal phosphate binding
Source: RefSeq, a predicted model, not a curated record